Molecule: messenger RNA, 1023 nt
Organism: Phytophthora sojae
Lineage: Eukaryota; Oomycota; Peronosporomycetes; Peronosporales; Peronosporaceae
Exons: 6
Coding region: 1-1023 (340 amino acids)
Molecular function (GO): dioxygenase activity
Source: RefSeq, a predicted model, not a curated record
AUGUGGACCGCACGCCUCCGGUCUGCGUCUCGCCUGGCGCUGGGCGCCCGCAACUUCUCGUCGCCGCGCGUGAUGACGGCGUCCAAGGUGGCGCUGCAGCAGCUCCCGCUCGUGGACAGGCAGAUCCUAGACGACAUGCGCGCUGCGUGCAUCGAGACGGGAUUCUUCACGGUCCCGACCGAGGGGGUGCUGCCCAGCGAGCUCAUCCAGGCGGCGUACCGUCGGGCGGACGAGUUCAUCGCGCUGCCGGACGCUGUCAAGCAGAAGUAUCAUUGCAAGCGCUCGCCCAAUGCGCGAGGCUGGACGCCCAUGUUUGAAGAGCCAUCGUACCAACCGGACGUGGUGUCGCACUUGGAAGGCUUCGACCUCGCGCGGGAGCUGCCCGAGUCGUACGUGAAGGAAGGAUCGAGUCUGGGGCCGAAUGUCUGGCCGGCCGAGGUGCCGGGUUUUCAGGAGGACGUGUACGCGCUGUACGAGGAGACCACGAAGCUGUCGACCGUGAUGUUCCGAAGCUUUGCGGAGAUGCUGGGGCUACCACCUGACACGUUCCUGCAACAUGUGGAUGAAGAGGCGGAGGCCUUCAUGCGACUGCUGACGUACCCGGAGAUUGACGCCCUUGUGAAGAAUUCAACGGUGGGGAUUGCCUCACAUACGGACUUUGAAUGCUUCACUAUCAUCCACCAGAAUGGAGAGGGUCUGCACCUGCUCAACCGCCAGGGCGAUUGGGUCGAAGCUCCUGUAUGCGAUGACAGGCUCUUCGUCAUGGUUGGCGACAUGCUCGAGCACUGGACGAACGGUGUCCUAGUUGCGACCGAGCAUCGAGUCUGCAACUCAGAGAAGAAGCGCCAGUCGAUCGUGCGCUUCAAUGGUGCCAACGGAGACACCAUCGUGGAGUCACUUGCUGCGUUUGUGUCUCCUGAGAACCCACCGCGCUACGCCAGGAUGACUCAGCGUGAACACAUUACUCACCAGAUCGAGCUCGCGGAGCAGCUCCUGCAAAAAACCAAGGCAGCUCAUGCGUGA